AUGAAAGAAAAAAAAAGUACGUUGCCUGAUGAUGGAAAUUCAAUCGAGGAAUCCGGUGACGAGGGGGAUGAUACUUCUAGCAUUGCCAGCACGUCUACUACAGAUGCCAGAUCCAGAAGCGUGACACCCACUGCCCGUAGAGGCCGAGGUGGCAAAAAACGCGCCAGCAACUCCCUCAAAGUGCUCAAACCCAUUUACAAAUACACAUGUAGCAUCAAAGAGGAUCACGGACAGCCCUUAUUUGGGGCUCAAUUCAAUCAUCACCUCAAAGAGGGCCAACCGGUGAUGUUCGCUGCCGUUGGUAGCAAUCGCGUGACUGUUUACGAAUGUCCUGAAGCAGGAGGGAUUAAAUUGGUUCAGUGUUAUGCAGAUCCAGAUUUGGACGAAAAUUUUUAUACUUGUACUUGGUCUUAUGAUGAAGAUAUUGGGAAGCCCUUAUUGGCAGUUGCUGGUGCUAGAGGUGUUAUCAGAAUUCUAAAUCCAGCCAUAAUGACUUGCAUAAAACACUACAUUGGACACGGACAUGCAAUAAAUGAGCUCAAAUUUCAUCCAGUUGAUCCUAAUUUGUUGCUUUCAGUGUCUAAAGAUCAUUCCUUAAGAUUAUGGAAUAUUAAAAGUGAUGUGUGUAUUGCGAUUUUUGGUGGCGUCGAAGGGCAUAGAGAUGAAGUGCUUAGUGCCGAUUUUGACUUAUUAGGAAACAGGAUAAUGUCUUGCGGUAUGGAUCAUUCCUUGAAACUUUGGCUUUUAGACAAGGAUUAUGUGAAAGAGGCCAUUAAGCAGUCAUAUAACUGGAACGCUGCUAGGAAUUCUAGGCCUUUUGAUACUUUGAAAGAGCAUUUUCCUGAUUUUUCUACAAGAGAUAUUCACAGGAAUUAUGUUGAUUGUGUGAAAUGGUUGGGGGACUUUGUAUUGAGCAAAUCUUGUGAGAAUUGCAUUAUUUGCUGGAAACCGGGCAGACUCGAAGAUGAUCAACUGAGAAAAGGUGAAACCACAUCUACGAUUAUUCAUAAAUUUGAAUAUAAGGAAUGCGAAAUUUGGUUUAUCAGAUUUGCGAUGGACUUUUGGCAGAAAAUUCUUGCUCUUGGCAAUCAAACGGGCAAAGUAUUUGUAUGGGAUUUGGACGUUCCCGACCCGGCUCAAGCAAAAUGCCACACCCUGCAACAUCCUAGAUGUACCACUGCCAUCAGACAAACAACUCUCAGCAAAAAUAUUCUUCUAUAUGUCUGCGACGAUGGUACCAUAUGGAGAUGGGACAAAAUAGCCUAA
Ceutorhynchus assimilis (cabbage seed weevil) is the source of this 1266-nucleotide messenger RNA. The record is from the annotation of a GenBank genome assembly. Lineage: Eukaryota; Metazoa; Arthropoda; Insecta; Coleoptera; Curculionidae.